AUGUCAACUCGUCGACACACGGAUAGUGAAGAAGAACCAGCAACACCAACAAGUGCUCCACCACCAAAUAAACGCUGUAAUAUGGAGGAAAAUGGAUCAGAGGCUUUCAUAUUUGACGAGGUAUGUGGUUUUGAAAAUAAUUUUUUAGCUCGAAAAUUCGGAUUUCCAGCCGAAAUUGUCUGAAAAAUGUGGCCCAACAAUGCGAAGAUUUCGAGAGAAACAAGUGAGAAAUAUAAGUUUUGCAAUUCCCGAAGGUUAUAAUUAUGAUAAAUUAGAAUAUCUCGGCGGUGGAACUUAUGGAAAUGUUAUGUAUGUUUGAGUUUUUUUUAAGUUCAAAAAAUCAGGAACAUUUUCAGAAAAACGACGUUUAAGCGUGAAAAUGGAAAAGAACAAACUGUUGCUAUUAAAAAACUUCGCGAACCAUUUCACGAUCCACAACAGGCUCGGAAAAUUUAUCGAGAAAUCGAGUUAUUACAACUAAUGAGACAUGAUAAUAUUAUUUGUGCAUUGGAUGUCUAUUCACCUAAUAAUUUUGAAAAUUUCAAAGAUAUGUAAGUUUUUCAGAAGAAAAAAUAAUACAGAAAAAAUAACUUGAUUUUUGUAUCGAAUUUUUUUAUUUUGUAGAUAUAUUGUUACUGAAUAUGCUGGUCAAUCUCUAUUUCGAGUUUUGAAACAUCAAAGAGAUCGAAGUGUUCAAAUUCUCAAAGCAGAUCAUGUUAAAUUUAUAACAUAUCAAUUAAUUCGAGCUCUAAAAUAUAUUCAUUCUGCAAAUGUGAUUCAUCGAGAUUUGAAACCUGGAAAUUUGGCACUAACAGAUGAUUGUGAUUUGACUGUAUUGGAUUUUGGAUUAGCUAGAACAUUGGAAAACGCUGAUACAACAUUGACAACUUAUGUGCAAACACGGUGGUAUAGAAGUCCGGAAGUUAUUUAUUGGAAAUUUGGAAGUUAUAGUAAUUCUGGUGAGAAUUUUAAUAUUUUUGGAUUUUUCGAAAUUGAUAAUUUUUUAGCCGAUAUGUGGUCCGUUGGAUGUAUUGCUGCUGAAUUACUAACAGGCGAACCAUUAUUCCCAGGAGAUGAUGCUAAUCUACAAUAUCAGCGAAUAACUCAACUAUGUGGAAGUCCUUCCGAAGAUUUGCUGAAUAAAAUUGAACGAGAUAAUUCAGCAGCAAUGCGACAAGUUAUUCAAUCUUAUAAACAACACAAAAGACAAGAUUUCAAAGAAUACUUCAAAGAACACAGACCAUCAGAAGACUUGAUCGAUUUUCUGGAAAAGAUAUUAGUGUUAGAUCCGGAACGUCGGCUGAGUGUUGAAGAAGCAAUUGCACAUCCAUAUUUAGCUGAAUUCUCAUUACCUGAUGAUGAACCAAGUGCUGGUAGACAUUUCGAUUUAAAUGAUGGAAUUAUGAGAACUGGAUCUGAAUGGAAGAAAAUUAUAUGGGAACAAAUUAAAAAUUUUCAACGACUUGAAACGUCGCCAAAAGUGCCACAAGAUUAA
Messenger RNA from Caenorhabditis angaria, 1495 nucleotides. NCBI's taxonomy places the organism in Eukaryota, Metazoa, Nematoda, Chromadorea, Rhabditida, Rhabditidae. The record is from the annotation of a GenBank genome assembly.